AAUAAUUAUUUGCGACUCGCUUUGAAGCGAACUUAAUAUGAAACGAAAUAUUAUAAAAAAGAUGGAAUUUAUCGAAGUGAUUGUCUCAAAAAUUAACGUAAACAAAUUUGUUUACAUGAAAGAAGACGGCAAUGGUGCAUGUUACAAAAAAAGUGACAAGGGAAAAGUUUUAUUGCCUGAAAAUGAAGAAAAACAAACUUGGCAAGAUAUCAUUAAAAACGAACUGGAAAAUCAACUGAAACAUCCCCCAAAUAAAAUAUCAUUUCGAAGACAUUUGGCUUAUGGGAAACGGGAAUUAUAUACUACUUUCGAAUGUUUUCACAAUAAUGAAAAUCGUCUCAGCUGGCGGCUCCCAAUUAAAGUAGAUGAGGAUUUAGCUACACGCAUCCAAUUCAAAUGCUCAGAUUGCAGAACUUAUCAUUCGUCCAUUUCUGAGAGCAGUGGGGAAACACAUGAUACUUUUCAAAGAAUGGCUAAAGUAGUAAAAUCAUUGGAAGAGAAGAUAGAUGAGCAUCUAAGAUAUUUAUCCAAACAUUCAUCGAAUAUUCCAAACACUUCAAACCGAUAUGCCUUAAAACGUCAUAUUUCAAUUGUUCGUGAAAAGAAAAAGGAUUUUUCAAGUAAAAUUCCUAAAAGAAAUAAUCAUCAGUAAAAUAAUGCAACAUUUUGUUUUACCUUUUUCUUUUUGUCACUCGUAAAUAUAAUUUGAAGCAAAAUGAAAAUAAUAAAUCUGAAAUAAAGA
Messenger RNA from Clunio marinus, 742 nucleotides. NCBI's taxonomy places the organism in Eukaryota, Metazoa, Arthropoda, Insecta, Diptera, Chironomidae. The record is from the annotation of a GenBank genome assembly.